This is a messenger RNA of Sinocyclocheilus rhinocerous, 264 nucleotides long. Its product is annotated as granzyme B-like. NCBI's taxonomy places the organism in Eukaryota, Metazoa, Chordata, Actinopteri, Cypriniformes, Cyprinidae. Gene Ontology annotation, molecular function: serine-type endopeptidase activity. Gene Ontology annotation, biological process: proteolysis. The transcript is spliced from 3 exons. The record is from RefSeq and is a predicted model, not a curated record. Bases 1 to 264 code for a protein of 87 amino acids.
AUGUUGUUUUUAUUAUUAUUACAGCUAGAGAAAAAGGUCAAACUAAGCCAAAAUGUUGAACCGAUAUCAUUAAUAAAGAAUAAAAAAGGCAUCAAAUCAGGUACUGUCUGUAGUGUUGCUGGCUGGGGAAGACUGCAGACUAAAGGCUCAGCGAGUUAUCGCCUAAUGGAGGCAAACAUGAUGUGUGCAUAUGGCCGUGGUGGAUACUGCAAAGGGGAUUCAGGAGGUCCUUUGGUUUGUGGAAAAUCUCACUUCAUUUGGUGA